AUGGCUCGCGAAGUAGACGAAGAACGCACAACAGCACUGGCCCAGGAGCAGAACUCCAAGCCAAAGAACCGCAAAGAACGCCGCCUAGACGCAAAACAGAACGGCACCCCCAUCUCAGCUCCAACCACACAACCAAAAAUCAAACUCGCCCAGCCCGAUCGUUCAGGACCCCAGACCAAAACCCUCCUCCAAAUCUACGACGAAAAGAAAGAACUCCUCUCCAAAGGUCAACCCUUCGAGGAACAAUCCCAAUCCCACUCCAUGACCUCCACUGGCAACAUCCUCGACGUAGGCCUCGGCGACAAUGAGCCCAUAGGACCAUUUGGCGAUGCCGUCUUCUGGAGCAUCUGUCUCACAAUGUUCCAUUUCACGCUGGAUGUGCUGGUGUACAACCAGUACGCGCAGGAGAUUUUGUGGGAUGCGAUUUUCAGGCGGAGUGGGACGGUGCUGCCGAUUUUGUUCUUGGUCGUGUUCAUGGGGAGGUCGGAGUUGGCGAUGAAGUUGGGAAUCGUGAGGCAGAUUCUGUUCUUCGCGGUGGGAACUGGGGCGGGGUGUUAUUUGAUUCAUGCGGGCAACACGGCGGAUUAUUUUGCGGUUAUGAAGCAGGCGCCGCCACUUGGAGCUGUGUGGGUUUACGCUGUGAUUGAGAUGGAUUUGCCGUUUGCGGUGGCGAGUGUGCUCUUUGACCUGGGGUUUUUGUUGUGGAAUGGGUAUUCGUUGUUUUGA
Messenger RNA from Fulvia fulva, 726 nucleotides. RefSeq lists its product as uncharacterized. The transcript has a single exon. Bases 1 to 726 code for a protein of 241 amino acids. Lineage: Eukaryota; Fungi; Ascomycota; Dothideomycetes; Mycosphaerellales; Mycosphaerellaceae. The record is from RefSeq and is a predicted model, not a curated record.